Ceratina calcarata is the source of this 1697-nucleotide messenger RNA. RefSeq names its product Microfibril-associated protein 1 (gene Mfap1). The record is from RefSeq and is a predicted model, not a curated record. Bases 266 to 1645 code for a protein of 459 amino acids. NCBI's taxonomy places the organism in Eukaryota, Metazoa, Arthropoda, Insecta, Hymenoptera, Apidae. The transcript has 4 exons.
UCACCGGACGCGCUGCGAUCGAAAUUCCGCAAAUCUUACAUCACUGCCUUCAGGUCUAUGUAUGGGAUACGUUGGGCCAGAGAGUUUCUCUCUGGUUGGAGUACGAUUUUCUUGGUUUUUCUGACAUCUGUGUUGACUACGUUGGCUACGUUCAUUUGGUAUCGUUUGUGGAAUUUUUCUAUUAUGUGUGAUAUUAAUUCUAUCUAGGAAACAGUGAAGUUAUAUCUAAAUGGUGUUUUGAAUCUUUAUAUUAAAAAAUACCAAAAUGAUGAUGGAUUACUUUGUUACAAAUAACUCGUUAGCACCUGCACCAAUGGGUAUUCAAAGUACCGCAGGUGCUGUACCUGUAAAAAAUGAUAAAGGCGAACUUUCUAUGAAGAAAGUGAAAGUACAUCGUUAUGUUUCUGGUAAACGUCCUGAUUAUGCACCAGCAGCGAGUUCAGAAGAAGAAUCUGAAGAAGAAGAUUUUCUGGAUAGACGUGCACAUAAAAGUUACGAGGAAAAUGAUUUGAGUACUGAUACACCUGCACAAUCACAAGCUAAAGUACGUGACGAGGAUGAUCCACGCAUUAGAAGAUUAACACGUUUAGAAAAGCAAAAAGAAUCUAAUACAGAAAUUCGUGUGGAGAGACAUAGACAUAUACACGAGCCAGAAUUAGUCGAAGUUGAACCUGAAAGAACUCGGGAAAGAAUUAAACUAGAAAGUUCAGAUUCGUCAGAGGAUGAAGAGUUGUCAGAUUCUGAAAUUGAAAGAAGGCGUGAGGCAUUGAAACAAAGAGUUUUAUCUAAAAAAGGAAAUGAAGAAGAAUUAAUUCAUGCAGACGAAGAUGAAAGGUCUGCUAAUACCUCAGAAGAAAGCUCAGAAUAUGAAGAAUAUACCGAUUCAGAAGAAGAAACUGGACCAAGGUUGAAACCAGUCUUUGUUCGUAAAAAAGAUAGAAUAACAGUAAUGGAAAAAGAAAAGGAGGCAAUGAAGCAAAAGCAAGCAGAGAUUGAAGCCAAAAAACUGGCUGAAGAACGAAAAAGACAAACUCUACGGUUAGUAGAAGAAGUAAUCAGAAAGGAAACACAAGUUGGUAAAAAUAUCAGCGAACAGGAAGGAAAACUUGAAGACGUUUGUACAGAUGAUGAAAAUGAUGAAGUUGAAUAUGAAGCAUGGAAACUGCGUGAAUUAAAGAGGAUUAAACGUGACCGCGAAGAACGAGAACAGCUUGAAAAAGAACGACUUGAGAUUGAACGUGUACGUAACAUGACGGAAGAAGAACGAAGACAAGAAGCGCGAUUAAAUCCAAAAGUUAUUACGAACAAGGCAGCAAAAGGAAAGUACAAAUUUCUGCAAAAAUAUUAUCAUCGUGGAGCUUUUUAUCUGGAUAAAGAUGACAACAUAUUUAAACGAGAUUUCUCUGGAGCAACAUUAGAAGAUCAUUUCGACAAAACAAUCUUACCCAAAGUUAUGCAAGUGAAGAAUUUUGGACGCAGUGGUAGAACAAAAUACACUCAUCUAGUUGAUCAAGACACUACUCAGUUUGAUUCACCUUGGAUCUCAGAAACUGCACAAAAUUUAAAAUUCCAUAACAAUCAAGCCGCAGGAAUGAAGCAAAUAUUCGAUCGACCAUCAUUGAAAAAACGGAAAAGUGAUAAUUAAUCAAGAUGUUAUAAUUUCUCCAUUUUAAUAAAAGUAACAAUAACUAUUUAAA